Molecule: messenger RNA, 351 nt
Organism: Amoebophrya sp. A120
Lineage: Eukaryota; Dinophyceae; Syndiniales; Amoebophryaceae
Source: the annotation of a GenBank genome assembly
AGCCGUGUCGCGAGUUCUGGUACAUCUUUUCCGGCACGAGGAACCGGACCUUGACGAACGAAACAAUUGCGGAUUUUUAUCCGAACAGGACUUUAGCCAUCGGGCAGUAUUUGGUCGAGGAGGUGACGGAAUCGAAUGUUAAUGUGACUUACAACCCUUGUGGGGUUUAUCCGGAGGAAAUCCGGCAGAAAGUGAUUUCUCCGAAGACGAACGGGACCAGCAACUUACCCCCGGAUUUCUUCGUGUCCAGCUCUAGCAUCAUCACAACGGAGUCCGAUUUCAUGUUCGACACCGCGACGGAAGACGCUGCAAACGCAAGGCCGACGAUCCGAACCGGCACUUUCUUCAACG